AUGAAGAUCCUUGGUACUCGUGUCUUCACGAUCCGAGACCAGUGGCUAAAGGUGAAGAGCGAGCUGGAAGAAGAACACCACGCGUACGACGAGAAAAUGAACACUUUGAUGGAGAUCGAGCGUCUUGAAAGUCUCAAACGACAAGAACACCGCGAUAAAAUCAAGAAACUGAAACGAUACGCAGAUCGCAAAAUUCUCGAAGAUCAAAUCGAAGAUCGUCGUCGAGAGGAGGAGGAGGCGCCGAGACGACAUGAAGCGGAGCUUCGUUGUGCCAACUUGCGCUCGAUGCAGGAGACAAUGGCCAACAAGAAGGCAGAACUGGGCGAGUUGCGAGUCAAACGAGCUGCUGAAGCGCGGGAACGACAGGCGCACGAAGCUGACAUGGCCUUGGCCAGGAAGCAUAAAGAGGAGAUGGAGGAACUGCGGCGAGCUCGUGAAGCUCAGGCGCUGCAUCGUGAGCGUGCUCGUGUUAAAGAGGCGACGAUGCAGCAACGCGAGUACGACUCGAUCAUGGUGCAGGUCGAGUCGGACAAGACUCGAGUCAAGGAGGAAGACGAGAAACGCAAGUUGGCAAGUAUGGCCCAUCGUCGCGUGCUGCAGUCUCAAAUCGAAGAGAAGGAACGCUUGAAAAAGCUCUCGUUUAUCAAGAAACAGAAAAAAGUUCAAGCAUUCAAGGAGGAAUAUGCAAAAGAGUUGGAGAAGUUGGAGAGGAUUCGGAUGGAGGAGGGUGGAGAGCUGGUCGAAGCUGGUGUGAAUCCGCUGUACUUGUCUGAGAUGAAGGCUCUCGUCAUUGAGAAGCAGAUUCGGUAG
Molecule: messenger RNA, 810 nt
Organism: Phytophthora infestans T30-4
Lineage: Eukaryota; Oomycota; Peronosporomycetes; Peronosporales; Peronosporaceae
Exons: 1
Coding region: 1-810 (269 amino acids)
Source: RefSeq, a predicted model, not a curated record